UCUGGUGGCCGGGACGUUGAUUCUGCUGUCCAGUUAUUACAAGCUAUAUGGGCGGCCACUCUUAUUCCAACCAAGGAACCCGGUCAACGAUUCCUGGACUAUAAACGACGAUCAGGACCACGUGGAGGAGGAAUUCAGCAGUCGUGGGAGUACUGAUGACCUCCUGACCUGGCCAGGAGAUCACAACCUGACGAGAGAGAAAGUCAUGCCAGAGUACCUCAAGAUGGAGACGCCUGACUCGCCCCCUGAUGAUCCUCCUCUUAAAAAAAUUCUGUUGUGGAAUGACAUGUACGGGAAGCCACACUACUUUUUCGGGCUUGGAAGAGAGCCAUUCGUACGUGCCGGGUGCCGUGUGAACACUUGUUACACCACAGCCGACCGUCUCCGCUUCCCUCUUGACCAGUUAGAUGCUGUCGCCUGGCACUUCAGGGCCCAGGACCAAACACUUCCAAGCCAGAGGUCAACCCACACUCGGUACGUGUUCGUGAUGCAGGAGUCGCCGAUGAACCUAUUCGGGGACCUACACCACUACGACGGAGUCUUCAACUGGACCCUUACCUACCGCCUUGACUCUGAUUUCCCGAGUCCACACGGCUUUGUAACGCAACGUAGUCAACACAGCAGCCAUGAUGGGGACGGGAGGGUGGACGUGGCCGAGUUGGUGGCCAAUAAGACCAAGUUAGCUGCCUGGUUCGUCUCUAACUGUCACUCAUCCAGCGGCAGGGAGAGCCUAGCUCGGACACUACAGAACUACUUCCCUCUGGACAUCUAUGGCAAGUGUGGUGUCCUUGAGUGUCCACGAGUACACCAGAACCAGUGCUACACGAUGCUACAGAAAGACUACAAGUUCUAUAUGGCUUUCGAGAACUCUCUUUGUCGAGACUACAUCACGGAGAAGUUCUUCGGCGUUCUUGAGUACUAUGUGGUGCCGGUAGUGUGGGGCUCCGGUAACUAUACAACUCAGGCUCCUCCACACUCCUUCAUCGACGCCUCCAGGUUCCCCAGCGUAUACGACCUGGCUCAGUACCUCCUCUACCUCCACCACAACGACACUGCUUAUAUGGAGUAUUUCAAGUGA
Homarus americanus (American lobster) is the source of this 1078-nucleotide messenger RNA. RefSeq names its product alpha-(1,3)-fucosyltransferase C-like. The record is from RefSeq and is a predicted model, not a curated record. The coding region runs from base 206 to 1078 and encodes 290 amino acids. Gene Ontology annotation, cellular component: membrane. NCBI's taxonomy places the organism in Eukaryota, Metazoa, Arthropoda, Malacostraca, Decapoda, Nephropidae. The transcript is spliced from 7 exons. Gene Ontology annotation, molecular function: alpha-(1->3)-fucosyltransferase activity.